This is a messenger RNA of Acanthocheilonema viteae, 2367 nucleotides long. Lineage: Eukaryota; Metazoa; Nematoda; Chromadorea; Rhabditida; Onchocercidae. The record is from the annotation of a GenBank genome assembly.
AUGGAUCCAGAUAUUUAUAAUGAAAUUGAGGCGAAUUUUGCGGACAACGCUUUAAAUUAUGGACAGGCAAAUGUACAAAAUAAUUUGAGAGUAAAUGUUUUGAACGACGUCGUAAGGAGACCGCCAAAACGGAUAUUGAUACCUGAUAAUUAUGAAGCACUUGAUUGGCAUAUGCGAGUAAACUGCAAUAGUUAUGAAACAGAACGCGAUAUGAGACGAGAAAUUCUUGGCGAUGAAAUGGUUGAACGCCUUACACGACGCAUUUCAUGGGCUCGGAAAAGGCGUCGUUUAAUAGACUUACAAAAAGAUGCAGAAGAGACUGAACAAAAUAUAUCAACAAAGCCGAAAAAAAGCGAAAUAUUGCUAUACCCACCGACUGAUGGUACGCCGUGGAUCGGUUUUACAGCUCCGACAGUCCUCCAAAGAUUUUACAUACUGCUAAGGGAUGUUAAACAACCGGUUGAUAAUGAUAGCAUUGAUAAACUACGAAGUGAUGCUUUGAAGUUUGGUUUCACCGAAAAAGUAUUAAAUUCUGGAAUUGAUGUUGAGGUUCCUGAUGUUAUUCCCGAAGGUUUGGAAGAAGAAUCUUCGUUUACUCACGAUAAGUUGUGGGUUGAGAAAUAUGCGCCGCGUACUUAUACUGAUCUUAUUAGUGACGAGACUGUGAAUCGUUUGUUGUUAAAUUGGUUAAGAUUGUGGGACGAGUGUGUCUUUCAUAGAGCUGUCCCGGAUGUCGUCCUGAGAGGUGCUUCAAAUCAACAACUUCUUUUGAACAAUGAAAAACCAAGGCGUCCAUCAUAUAAAGUAGUGCUCCUGGCUGGACCUGCUGGUACUGGUAAAACUACAUUAGCAACUUUGGUGGCGCAACAUGCUGGAUAUCGAGUAGUCAGUUUGAAUGCUAGCGAUGAGCGAAAUACUGCGGAUUUCGAAAAAUGCUUUGAAGAUACUUUACGAACUACAAGGACUUUGGAUGCUAAUUCCAAACCAAAUUGUCUUAUUUUGGAUGAAAUAGAUGGCGCACCAACACAGUCAAUUCAUUAUUUGUGUAAAGCUAUAACUGCAACUGGAAGACAUUCGCUUCGACGACCAGUAAUAUGCAUAUGCAACAAUCUGUAUAAUCCCUCUCUGCGUGAAUUGCGAUCAGUUGGUCUAGUGUUGCAAUUGUCAAGAACUGAUGAAAAGCGUUUAAUCAAAAGACUCCAUGAGGCACUCAUUUUUGUUCGCUCUUAUUUAUUGAAUAAAUUUACUCUCAUAUCGAAAUUAGAGCAUCUGGAGGUUGAAUCAAGCGCACUGACGGAAAUUAUUCAUUUAUGCUCAUGGGAUCUCCGUUCCGCAAUCAACAGCUUACAGUUUAUCGCGUCUAAAAAUUAUGCUACAAUUGAUCGAAAAGCUGUUCUUAAGUUUUGCGAACGUGAGAAACAGUUUGGUGACAAGUCAUUGUUCGAUUCAUGGGCUUCAGUUUUCGAAAUUUCUCGACAUUUGGAUGCAAAUGGUCACAUUCGAGAUGUUGCUUCACGUGUCAAGCAAAUUUCACUUAUUACAGAGCUACACGCAAACGAAAGCGAUCGCUUUUAUAUGGGACUUUUUACCAACUAUUUGAGAAGCAAAAAUUCCACUGUGCUGACAAAUGCUUCGAUGGCGAUCCGUGAAUUAUGUUAUUAUGAUCGAAUAGUUACAUCCAUGAAUAGUGUGCAGGAUUAUAAUUUGCUGAAAUAUUUGUCCGCUGUAUGCGUCAGCAUACAUAUGCUUUUGUGCUGUAGAGGUCGAACACAGCUGAGCUUCCCAACAGAAUAUCACAAUUCAGUGCAGCGUUGUGAGCAAUCUGUUGAAAUAGUAGAAAGUGUCCGGGCUGGAGCAAUGCUGAAAAAUCUUUCUCUGUCAACAGUUGCACUCGAAAUUUUGCCGUAUCUCAUCAAUAUUGUGCAACCGGAUUUUAAACCGGUUGAAAUGAACACCCAGCUAUAUAGUGUUCGAGAACUUAACCUUCUGCAUUCAAUUGUUAGCAUCAUGCGUACAUAUUCUCUUACAUUCACCUCUGUUUCGCAGGAUGGAUCCGUCAAUUUUGUUUUUAAGCCUGCAAUCGAUCAGCUGGUUAUGUUUACCGAUGACAAUGCAUACCACAAUAAUCGGUCCUCGAAUACACUGUCCAAUGUUGCUAGACAACUAAUAGCACAUGAGAUUGAACUGCAAAAAUUGCGAAAUGUCGAUUCUUUGCCUAACGGAACCGUUGAUGAUUUAGCAGAGAAUAUGAAGAAAAAGUUGAAUAAACCUGUGAAGUUUGGGACAGGAAUUACGUUUUGUUACAACUCGGGAUCAUCAAGUGCCAUAAGGCGGCAAAUCACGAUAAAAAAUUUGUUCUCAUCCUAG